Molecule: messenger RNA, 1126 nt
Organism: Rana temporaria (common frog)
Lineage: Eukaryota; Metazoa; Chordata; Amphibia; Anura; Ranidae
Product: pancreatic secretory granule membrane major glycoprotein GP2-like
Exons: 6
Coding region: 103-750 (215 amino acids)
Biological process (GO): neutrophil migration
Cellular component (GO): apical plasma membrane; cell surface
Source: RefSeq, a predicted model, not a curated record
UGCUUCUUCUCUCUACAGGUAAAUGCGACCCAUGUCACCUACAGUAACCAGCUGUAUAUUUUUGCUGAGACGGAUCCAAUCCGAAUAACAAAUGAUGCCGUCAUGAAUGUUUCCUGCUCCUACCCGCUGUAUAUUAAUGUCGCUCUUAAUAUGACUCUGCACCCAAUACUCGGGAGCACAGAAAUAACCGGCCCUUCAGGAAAUGGAACUUAUACAGCCUUAAUGAUGGCCUUCAAAAAUGCAGAAUUUACGACCCCUCUCUCCGACUCCGAGACCCUGACAGUGGAGGACACUAUCUACAUCUCAGUGCUCAUACCAGAUCUGGCUGCCGGCACCUUCAAUCUCAAAGUGGUGACUAUUUAUGCCUCUCCUACUGAAUCAAGCCCCAUCAAGUACUAUCUUCUUCAGAACGGGUGCCCAGCUAGUGAUGUAUCUGCUGACCAGCUAUCAGUGGUGACCAAUGGAAACGGCACUGAAGCUCGGUUUGCCAUGAAAGUCUUCAAGAUUGCCAGUUCUGCCAACGUCUAUCUCUAUGCCGAUCUUUCACUCUGCACAGCUGCUGAUUGUGCCACGACCUGCACCUCUCAAUCCAAAUCAGACCUUUCCCAGAACAUUGCAGGAAGGGUCAGCAUCUAUUUGGAUGCAGCUGAUACCAGUUACAAUUUGGAUGCCAGCUCUGCCAGCGGUUUCUCCAUGCCUUGGACUUUGUCUGCUCUGAUCUUCUCCUGGAUCUUGAUGAAACUGAUGUAAUCCCUCCGAGAACCGACCAUCCCGACACCAUGAGACUUUGUCAUAUCGUCGCCCCCAAUGCUCUCAGAGGAGAGAAGUUAUGAAGGAAUCUUGUAUCUAAUUCUUUUUCUGUGGAUGGUGUUGGCUGCAUCAUAUAUAACGCUUCCUAAGAUAUCCUUCCCGCUGUGCCCCCCGAUUAUUUCUCAUUGUGUACAGUGAAGAUAUUCUGCUUUUUUGGCUUAGAGGGGUCUGCUUUAUACCCGACCUAUUUAUUGUGUUGUAUAUAUUGUAGGAUAAAAAUGGUUAAUGGACAAUAUAUAGAAAUGUUAUAUCCCUGGAGAGCGCACCCUUUUACUUUUUCCUGUUCUUUUACAUCUAAUAAACUGCAAAGUAAUGU